This is a messenger RNA of Amoebophrya sp. A120, 2809 nucleotides long. Lineage: Eukaryota; Dinophyceae; Syndiniales; Amoebophryaceae. The record is from the annotation of a GenBank genome assembly.
GGGGUGCAAACUGGCUCCAGCAGCUGCUGUUCGAAGAGAUGAAGACGCAGGUGGUGCUGCCCGCGAUCCAGACCGACUACAUCGACCAGAACGGACUGUCCCUGAGCUUGAACGAUGUGACCGCAAGCCUGGUGGUCUUGGACGUGGACGAUCCAUCGAUCGCGGACGUGCCACGGGUGGCGCUCACGGAAACGACGACCACGGAAGCGCCGGGAGCCGACGGCUCGGGCGCCGCUGCGUCGGAGGACACCGGGCUUAGUGGCGGGGCCAUCGCGGGUAUUGUGAUUUCCUGCGUGCUGCUGGUGCUGAUCCUCGCCGUGGUGAUUGUUUUGUGGUACCGAAACAAAUACUUACGCGACCAGCCAGGCGAGGACUUCCUGCACAUGCCGCGCAUGUCUCGCAAGUACUCGGAGGAUGACGUGGAAAUCGUGCAGGAGGAGGAGCCACGGUACCUGCUGCGCAAGUGGUUCCACAUUUUGAUGGAAGUGGACCAGCCGCUGACGAAAACUUGUGUGUUCUGCUGCCAGAGUCCCGAAGACCUUGCCUGUACGGAGCUGCUGUGCUUCCGUGACUCGGGGGAGGUACCCGCGCCCGAAACCACUUUCCCCGGGCGGCUGCUGCAGCUGGGCACCGCGCACUACGGACGCGUGCAGCCGCCCGCGGCGGGCAGCACCCUGUAUCUGGUCGACAACGCGUUCGGACGUCCGCUUCCGCGGAAUAUCUACAAUUCUGGCGCCAACGCCGAUUUUGAGACACGCGACGAAAUGGACAGUGCUGGAGGGAUAGGCGCUGUUUCUGAUGGCACAGCAGCUCGUUCGGAGCAUGCCGAUGAAAACAAUCUGUUCCACUUGACCGGCGAGCAGGAGGCCGGAUCAACACAUCUCGGGGAACAGCAGAUAGUGCAACCAGGGGGGGACCUCGGACCAUCCGAGGAGGCACACCUCCCAACGUUGCUGGACGAGCGAUACGAAAACGCAGACGGGUCGUUCCCUCGCGAGCCGCAGCAGGGCCCCCUGGCUGUGGAGAAAAAACGGUCGGGCACGGUUCCGCGAAUGCAGUUGGCCGUGUUUGUGUCGCGAUCGAAUCCGGACGUCCGCAUCACAUGCUGCAACUACUGCAUCAAGUUGGUCAACACGGUGUUCCGGGGUCCGAACCCGGACGACCCCGACGAGUGGCGCAAGUUGAGCGAUGUGGACAUCCCGCCGGACGAGAUCCAGCGGCUGGCGGACGAAAUCCUGGUUAGCCAGCAGCCUGCGCUAGCGGACGGGCCGCUGCUGGAGCCGGCGCCCUCUGCGGACGGCGGGGGCUGGUGGCCGUCGUGGUUGUUCGACGGCGGUGGGUGGAAGCAGCCGAGCCCUCCGGUGGUUGGAGGACAGGUGGACACCUUCAAUCUCACCGGCGCCGCGCGGCUUGCCCCGGUGGCCGCUAUACAGGACGCACAAGGUGGUCCUGCUUCCGACGGACAGCGAACAUUUGCCGUGGGAGACGCAACGAGCAAUGUCGCCGCAGGCACAACGGAAGCAGUUGCUGCUUCUUCGUUCUAUCAGAAGGAGCCGUCGCCGUUGCGCAGCGAGCAGGGCAGCAAAAUGCCCUCGCCGAUCGUGGUAGACAUGCAGUCCCCGGUAGAGGGAGGCGUCACAGGUGGACCAGAACAGGGUGUCGUCGCAUCCUCGGGAACUUCGGGGGAAGCAGAUGCAAACCCAGAGAUGGUUCUCGACGAUGGUGGUGGAGGCCACAGUGGGGGAGCCGGGGUGGGUGCCGACGCGGCGCCGGGGGAGCACGGGCGUAAGACCCAAGCGGAAUCGGAGAAGAAGAAACGCAGACUGCGGAAGAAGCAACGAAAGACGGGAAUUGGGCAAAACAUCUUUGCGGACCACGACCAGCCGCCCGGAGGGGCGAGCAGUCCCGACAACCAAAGCACCAGCCCCACCGGUGGUCGGCGGAGUCGACGACGGAAAUCGCGGGCGGCAGGUGCGGGCACGGAAGAAAAUACCGAGAGACCACGCAGACUAAGUGUGCGUAAUAAGAACAUCGAGCCACGCACGGAGCGCCGUUCCGCAUCGGGGCUGCGCGUAUCCACGACUCGGACUGGCGACAACGCUUCAGGGUCCUGAAAGCAGUGGCACGAAAAAAUAGAUGUGAUGAAUAACAAAAGGCAUCAAUAGGUGAAGUUUGAGAAUGUUUGCGCAUUCAGGUCAAUUUUUUGCUUUUACAAAAUCAUCGACUUUGCACGACAAGCUGACACUGUUCGAUUCAUAACGCCAAGUAAGUGUGGGUAUUUCAUACUGAAAUAUCAGCGCUGCUCGCAGCUUAGACGUCUACGCAUUCGCAGAAAGAAAGUGCUCGCAGUGUCUGGGCGUGCGUGAUAGUAAUGUGGUUUCGUACAAAUCAUGGAGGUUGUAGGCAUUCCAGUGAGAUAGAGUUUGAGUAGCCAAAGGAUGCGUUGCAGCAAUGUGAGAAAAGUAGAGGAGUAAAGAAGCUUGCUUUUGUUGCUUCGGGUUUUUUGGAAAAGCACUUGAUACAAGUUAGCCACUGUGGAAAACAGGGACAUGAUGAACAGUGUAUUUGGCCUAAAUAGUUGAUAUUAUUUAGCGUUCUGCUUAUUGCAAAAGAAUACAAUAAGAAAGUACGUCAUCAAAAUAGUGCAAGAAUAUAGUUGCAGAGGAGCCGUCCUUUUUGCGGACAGGAAACUACAAGCAGAAAGAAAUUACUUUAUUUGAAGUUGUCUUACCGUGCGGCAAGCAGGUAGUGUCCAAAUUUCCCGCAGGAGGGACGACGAAAGCACCGACAGAACACUUGCAGCGCAGAC